Molecule: messenger RNA, 1779 nt
Organism: Aplosporella prunicola CBS 121167
Lineage: Eukaryota; Fungi; Ascomycota; Dothideomycetes; Botryosphaeriales; Aplosporellaceae
Exons: 6
Coding region: 1-1779 (592 amino acids)
Biological process (GO): transsulfuration
Molecular function (GO): pyridoxal phosphate binding; cystathionine gamma-synthase activity
Source: RefSeq, a predicted model, not a curated record
AUGACUGUUUCUACCGCAAACCUCGAAAAUGACGUUGGAGAGACUAUCCCUCCGCUCACGGCUCAUGCCGUAAGCGUAUCGUUGCCCACAUGGGACGCCAACGUGGGCUACGAGGAGGGGCGUCCUGACGUGGUAAGUAGGAUGAAGACGGGCUAUCCAAGAUUCUUCAUACACAAGUCUAUUGCGCGCUUCGCCGAAGCCAUCACGGCUACACAUGGCCUGCCUCAUGAGAGCUCUAUGCUCUUCCCCUCGCAUGCCUGUGCUGCGCGCUGCGUCGAUUUCUUCCGCCAACAAGCGCCGGAACUCACUCCCAACCAAGUCCGAAUCGUGGAUCUCGUGCCCAACCCGGACCACCGUCACCCGGAGAACCGUGUUCAACCGAGAGUCUCAGCAGUACUCUUUCCCAAGGAUAGAUUCAAGAUAGCGAAAACGUUUUGGCAACACUCUGGAGAUGGCGUAUCCAGCCGCAGAGCUGAGUACUGCCACAAUGCCUUCGAGGAGGGCAUACUGGUGGAACAAUCCAAGGUAGGCCAACGUAUGUCCAAGGGCCCUAAGAGAUACCAGAAGAAGGCAUCUAUAGAUGCGACCAAUGGACACCACCCGCCCCCGAUGUCGCCAAGGGAACCAGAUGGCGUAGACCCGGUGCGCUUCGUGGAGGAGAGAUUCGGCAGAAAUCUAGACGUUGGCUUCGCCGACAAUGCUAAACUUGCUAUCAGGAGGAGGAUUGCGGGCUCACUGACGGCCAAUGUGGGCCUGGCAGAAGCUUUAAAGCUUGAGAAGGAUCACGAACGGAGCCGGCCAGUCGCAGGCUUCUCGGAAGAUGAUGUAUACCUAUACCCUUCUGGAAUGAGUGCUAUUUUCAACACUCAUCGUUCCAUGAUGGCCGCACGUGGGCAGCUCCAGAGCGUGAGCUAUGGCUUCCCGUACAUCGACACGCUCAAGAUCCUUGAAAAGUUUGGUCCUGGAGCAGUCUUUUACGGUUUCGGAUCCUCCGAGGAAUUAGAUGACUUGGAAAAGCGUCUAGAAGGUGGUGAAAAAAUUCUCGCGUUGUUCUGCGAAUUCCCGGGCAACCCACUCCUCAAAUCUCCCGAUCUGGAGCGAAUCCGUGCCCUGGCGGAUAGGUACGACUUCGGCGUUGUCGUAGAUGAGACCAUUGGAAACUUUCUGAACGUGCAUGUGCUGCCCUUUGCCGACGUUGUCGUCAGCAGUCUGACCAAAGUCUUCAGCGGCGAUAGCAAUGUCAUGGGUGGCAGCGCUGUUCUCAACCCUGAAGGCAGAUACUACAAGUCUUUGAAGGAGACGUGGUCAAGAGAGUACGAGGACAACUUCUGGCCGGAAGAUAUUAUUUUCCUUGAGCGCAACAGUCGCGAUUUCGUCACUCGGAUCGAACGGAUCAACGUCAAUGCGGAAGCGAUCUGUGACGUACUGAUGCAGCACCCCAAGGUGAAGCAAGUGAACUACCCAAAGCACAGCCCGACACGGCCGUUCUACGAUCGUUGCAAACGUGAGAACGGGGGCUAUGGCGGUCUCUUGUCGGCAACCUUCUUCUCCACUGAGGAGGCAAUUGCGUUCUUCGACAAUCUCGACACCGCAAAGGGCCCCAGCCUUGGCACCAACUUCACCUUGAGUUCGCCCUAUGUCCUCCUAGCUCAUUUUACGGAGCUUGACUGGGCGGCCUCUUACGGUGUGGAGGCUAAUCUAGUCAGGUUCAGCGUUGGACUUGAGGAUACGGCGGAGCUGGUGGCGACGUUCGAGCGGGCAUUGGCAGCAAUGGGAUAG